Molecule: messenger RNA, 1187 nt
Organism: Papaver somniferum (opium poppy)
Lineage: Eukaryota; Viridiplantae; Streptophyta; Magnoliopsida; Ranunculales; Papaveraceae
Product: thioredoxin-like 1-2, chloroplastic
Exons: 4
Coding region: 225-992 (255 amino acids)
Biological process (GO): cell redox homeostasis
Source: RefSeq, a predicted model, not a curated record
AUAUUGAUUACUGCCAUCAACUCUUUUUUUUUAUACAUUAAUUAGUACCCGACCAACAACUUUUCCUCUUCCGUUUCACUCAAAUACACUGCAUUAUUUCUUUCUUUUCCAGAUUUUCAUACUUCUGAUUGUAAGAACAUAUCAAAAAAAUAGAAGUGGAUUUCUGAUUCUUGAAGGUGUUUUUGUGUUUGUUGGUUGUGAACACCAAAAGUUUCGACAUAGUCAUGGAUGCAGGCUCUUUGAUAAGAAGUGGUAUAUGUAUAUCUAAGUAUUCUGAACUUGAAUCCACAAAGACAAAUAUUGGUACUCAGAGACUUAAGGAUUCGUAUCCUAAGCAACUUUCAGUUCCGUUGAAGAGUGAAUUCAAGGGAAGUAAAAUGGUUGUUUCAGAUCAUAUCCUGCUGAAUAAAAGCUCUACAAAUUUCUUUGCGGAAGCACAAUCUUCAAACAGCAUAAGCAAAUCUAUGAGAUGGUGGGAGAAAACUCUUAAACAUAAUAUCAUAAAGAUUCAUUCAGCUCAGGAACUCGUCGAUACGCUUUUAAAUGCAGGCGAUAAACUCGUCGUAAUAGAUUUUUACUCCCCUGGUUGUGGAGGUUGUAGAGCUUUGCAUCCAAAGAUUUGCCAGAUUGCGGAUUUGAAUCAAAAUGCAAUUUUUCUGAAAGUAAAUUAUGAAGAACUUAGUGUUAUGUGCACUAGCCUCAACAUUCCUGUCCUCCCCUUCUUUAGAUUUUACCGAGGAGCUGAAGGUAGACUUUGCAGCUUCAGCUGCACAAAUGCAACUAUCAAGAAAUUCAAAGACGCGCUUGAAAAGCAUGGAACAGAUAGGUGUAGUCUUGGACCAGCUAAAGGUUUGGAAGAAGCCGAGCUAUUAAGACUAGCUUCCAACAAAGAGAUCUCAUUCAAUUCUUCGCCAACGAAAUACGAAAAGGCACUGCACCAUUUGUUUGAAACAAACAUGGAAGAUUACACCUCUUCGAUCAUUCAAAGAUAAUGCCCGCGAUAGUCAUGUACUCCAUAUACAGUCAGUUACCGAUAUAAGAUUAGAUAUAUGUUAUGAUUAAGCUUGCCGUAGUUGGCCAUAAAGUUUAUGUAUGUACUCCUGAUGAACCGCCGUAACCAGUAAUGGUGAUGUUUAGAAAUACUAAAUUUAUGUUUUAAAUUUUAAAUAUUUAGGACUAAGGAUUCA